Paralichthys olivaceus (Japanese flounder) is the source of this 980-nucleotide messenger RNA. It is a transcript of the gene m17, whose product is annotated as IL-6 subfamily cytokine M17. Gene Ontology annotation, cellular component: extracellular region. Gene Ontology annotation, molecular function: cytokine activity; ciliary neurotrophic factor receptor binding. Lineage: Eukaryota; Metazoa; Chordata; Actinopteri; Pleuronectiformes; Paralichthyidae. The record is from RefSeq and is a predicted model, not a curated record. Gene Ontology annotation, biological process: negative regulation of neuron apoptotic process; immune response; ciliary neurotrophic factor-mediated signaling pathway.
GCGCAAUUUGCCUGAGAUACCGAGGAGAGAAUGAAUGGUUAUGUAAAGAGAAUGAGUUUUCAACAGUUUAUGGAACUGACAACAACGUUACUCUCUCUCCUGCUGGUUAUGGCUGUUGAUUCAACGAGGACUGUGGCAGUGAGCGGAAGCCAGCAGUGUGGGAAUUCUGUGCAGCAGACUUUAAAGCUCACCAGACUCUUAAAGAAGGAAUCUGUUGACCUCAUCGAAACAUAUAAGGCCUCUCAAGGAGAGAUGUCAGAGGACCUCUGCAAUUUGUCGGUCAACAACAUCCCUGACCCCAACAUCUCUGGCCUGGAGCCGUCAGAGAGGAUAGCGAGCAUCUACACGCACCUCCAAGCCUUCCUCACACAUUUCAAACGGGUGUACGAGCAGCAGACAGACUUGCAGUUACCAUCGAACCCGCUGCUGGCUGAGCUCACCAAUGUCAGCACCCGCAGCAGGAAUCUGGCAUCUCUCAUAAACAGCUUCUACCAGAGCCUCUUCCCAAACCUGCCCAUGCCUGAGCCAGCAGGGGGGCCCACGACGCUACCUCCGCCUCAGAACGUCUUCCAACAGAAGGUCUACGGCUGUGCGGUCCUAAAGACCCAUUUAGAGUUCCUGUCAAAUGUCUACAGAGAACUGAGAACCCUCAAGAGCAAAGUCUGCAGGGGGAUAUAGACGAACGCACCCUUCUUCUGAGGAUGACCUAAGGCUGGCCUUAGACCGUCAGUUUCCAACAACACCUGUUCUCACUGGGUUUUGAUAAAGACUUGCAAAGAUGUUUGAAGGUGGCUGGUACAUCAAUGUAAUGGAGCCUAUUUAUGGUAUUUAAUAUUUAUUUUCUUUUGUGUUCCAAAUGAAGGGUGUGAAAUCCAUCUAAUUCAUGUAUAUUUAAUUCAUUUGAUGUUAUAUAAGUAUCUAUUUUGCUGAUGUAAACUUAUUUACUGCAUAUGGAAUUAUUAAAAGAAAAUUUAAAGCUG